Messenger RNA from Syngnathus acus (greater pipefish), 4105 nucleotides. RefSeq names its product transient receptor potential cation channel, subfamily V, member 4 (gene trpv4). Gene Ontology annotation, biological process: actin filament organization; osmosensory signaling pathway; calcium ion import across plasma membrane. Bases 254 to 2869 code for a protein of 871 amino acids. Gene Ontology annotation, cellular component: cilium; membrane. Gene Ontology annotation, molecular function: protein binding; calcium channel activity. The record is from RefSeq and is a predicted model, not a curated record. NCBI's taxonomy places the organism in Eukaryota, Metazoa, Chordata, Actinopteri, Syngnathiformes, Syngnathidae. The transcript is spliced from 17 exons.
AUGAAUCGUGCGUCGUUGUGCUGCAUUCUACCGGCGGAUUCGGCCAUCUCUCUUGAAGCGCUUUAUGUCACCUGAAAGUCAAAAGUUGAAGAGAGACUAAAAUUCAACUGGUGAAGAAAAACUGGAAAUGAUGAAGAAGGACUGAGAAGGCAAAGAAAUAAAACCAGCCUUGCAGAUUAAGGUUGAACCCAUGCUUCAGCAUCAUUUCCACUCCCCUUGAAGAGGAAUUUACCACACUGUUGUGAUAAAAGGGAUGAAUGAGGGUCGCUCUGCAACGACCCUCCUGAGAAGGUGCCACCUCGCCCUGUCCAAGACCGACACCACCUCAGCCAGCACAGCCCUCUCGAUCGAUCCCGGCGAUGGCGAUCUCGCUCAGGCUGAGACCGAAGGGCAGUUCUUGUCAGAGUUCUCAGAAUUGUUUGAGAGUGCGGAUGGAUCCCCAUCUACUCAGGACGCCAGCCAGAAUUCAGCCCAGGAACUGGUUCAGUCCGGACAGCCUGUGGAUGGGAGACAAAACCUGCGGAUGAAGUUCCAAGGUGCUUUCAAGAAGGGCAUUUCCAACCCCAUGGAUCUCCUGGAAUCCACUAUAUAUGAAUCAAAUGUGGUUCCAGGCCCAAAGAAAGCACCUAUGGACUCCCUUUUUGACUAUGGCACCUACAGGAACACGAGCAACCAGAAACGACGCAGGAAGAAGCUGCCCAGAGGUAAAACCGAGACAUCCAACGUGGACGGUCCGAGUGAGGACCCCCCAAAGGUUAUGAAAGUAUUCAACCGCUCCGUCCUCUUUGAAUGCGUGUCACGUGGGGAUCCUGAAGCCUUGGAGGGCCUGUUGGAGUACUUGCAAAAAAACGACAAGAGGCUGACGGAUGAGGAGUUCAAAGAGCCAUCCACUGGCAAGACGUGUCUUCCUAAAGCUCUGUUGAACCUCUACAGCGGGCAGAACGACACCAUCCCGCUGCUGUUGGACAUAGCGGAGAAGACGGGAAGCCUGAGAGAGUUUGUCAACACACCUUUCAGGGAUGUCUACUACAGAGGCCAGACGGCGCUCCACAUUGCCAUCGAGCGCCGGUGUAAGCAAUAUGUGGAAUUACUUGUGGAGAAAGGAGCCGAUGUUCACGCACAGGCCAGAGGACGUUUCUUCCAACCCAGGGACGAGGGGGGCUACUUCUACUUUGGUGAGCUUCCUCUCUCACUGGCCGCAUGCACCAACCAGCCAAACAUUGUGCACUACCUGACCGAGAAUCCCCACAAGAAGGCCGACCUGCGGCGCCAAGAUUCCCGUGGCAACACGGUCCUGCACGCCCUGGUGCACAUUGCGGACAACACCAAGGACAACACCCGCUUCCUCACCAAGAUGUAUGACCUGCUUCUGAUCAAGAGCGCCAAACUGUACCCAGACUGCAGCCUGGAGAGGGUGCUCAAUAAUGAUGGCAUGUCUCCUCUUAUGAUGGCGGCCAAACUGGGCAAGAUUGGGGUUUUUCAACACAUCAUCCGACGUGAGAUCAAAGAUGAGGAUGUCCGGCAUCUGUCACGCAAGUUUAAGGACUGGGCUUAUGGACCAGUGUACUCGUCCCUUUAUGAUCUGUCUUCAUUGGACACUUGUGGAGGGGAACCAUCUGUGCUUGAGAUCCUUGUUUACAACAGUCGGAGUGAGAUCCGUCACGAGAUGCUAGCAGUGGAGCCCAUCAACGAACUGCUGAGGGCCAAGUGGCAGAAGUUUGCAGCUGUGACCUUUUACAUCAACGUAGUUUCCUACCUCUUCACCAUGAUCAUCUUCACUCUGGUGGCUUACUACCACCCGACACAGGGAACGCCCCCGUAUCCUUAUACAACAUCCAGUGACUACUUGCGGAUGGCAGGAGAGGUCAUCACAUUAGCAUCGGGAAUCUUCUUUCUCCUAACCAACAUUAAGGACCUCUUCUUGAAGAAGUGCCCUGGGGUGAAGUCGUUAUUUAUUGAUGGAUCCUUUCAACUGCUGUAUUUCAUCUACUCGAUACUGAUCAUAGUCACAGCUGCUCUCUACUUGUCUGGCAUUGAGGCUUAUGUGUCUGUGAUGGUCUUUGCUCUCGUCCUGGGCUGGAUGAACACACUUUACUUUACCAGAGGCCUCAAGCUCACUGGUACCUACAGCAUCAUGAUACAGAAGAUUCUUUUCAAAGACCUGUUCAGGUUUCUACUGGUGUACGUUCUCUUCAUGAUUGGCUAUGCAUCAGCUCUUGUAUCGCUCCUCAGCGUGUGCCCUCCCCCGGGCACGGACUGCGACGGAGACUGCCCGACGUACCCCAAGUGCAGGGACCCUGACACCUUCAGUACCUUCUUACUGGACCUCUUUAAGCUGACCAUUGGGAUGGGAGAAUUGGACAUGAUCCACAGUGCUCAAUACCCUGCAGUUUUCCUCAUUCUCUUAGUGACCUACAUCAUCCUCACCUUUGUGCUGCUGCUCAACAUGUUGAUUGCCUUGAUGGGGGAGACGGUGGGCCAGGUGUCCAAGGAGAGCAAAAAAAUCUGGAAGCUGCAGUGGGCAACAACCAUCUUGGACAUCGAACGCUCAUUCCCAGUUUGUAUUCGCAAGUCGUUUCGAGUUGGCGAGAUGGUUACCGUAGGCAAGAACUGGGAUGGAACACCUGACCGACGAUUGUGCUUUAGAGUGGAUGAGGUGAACUGGUGCCAUUGGAAUCAAAACCUGGCAAUAAUCAAUGAGGACCCGGGCAAGAAUGAGACCUGUCAGGCCAAUGGCCUUCAACAAAGUGUUAGAGCCUUACGGAGGGACCGCUGGUCCACCGUGGUCCCACGGGCGGUGGAGUUAAGUCGGGGGCCACGACCUCGCGAUCUGGUGAUAGAGAUGGAGCCCCUCACGUCCAACCAUUGAAAGCCACAGUGGGCUAAUUGUGAUUCUAGUUCCAAGACAGCCGAGAUGUGUGUGAAAGGAGAUCACUCUGCUGGCACCCGUUAAAGUGCGCUCAUUUGCACGCCUUUUAUUCAUGGCACCCCCAUUGUAAAUAUUUAUUGAAAGCCAGUGGCAUUGGGAGUAGCCCUCAUAAACUGGGCAAUGGAUGUGCAACAUGUCAAAUAACCGGCUCCUUAUAGAGAAAACCCCGGAAUCAAGAAUGUUAACGAAGCAGUAUAGCUGUAAUAUACGUAUGUCAUAAAACAUCAUGAAAAUAUUCCGUGUAAUUGCAUUUUACUCAGGGACUUGACACAGUCACAGUACUGCAUUCCUAUAAUUGAGUCCUACAGAAACACAAUUACUGUAUCACAUCUCUUACAGUGCUGACAUUUUUUAAAAUCUAUAAAUGGACAAUCGCAGCAGUAAGAAACGCAGCAAUAAAUAUUUAUCUAUUUUAGGAUUGUUAGUGUUGCUACUGUUAAAUAUGAUACUAGUAGUGUGUUUUUAUAUGGAAUUGAUUAUAUAUUUUAAAACUAGUCUCAAGCCUGAGUUGCCAGCUUGGGUAGGCAGCUUAUCUUGGAGUUAAACAAUGCACUGUGCUCAUCCCCAAUACAUUAUUGUUGCAAAAGGCAGACAUUGUUCUGCAAAAAUGGGCCUGAUGAGCAAGGUUACUGUUGUCAUGCAAGUAGUAGACAAUAGCAUUACGUGCUGUGCGUUGUCUUUGAAUUUCCGGAGUUAUUAUGUUCCUUGCAGCUGCGAGAUAUUUGCAUAAUCGAGGCGGAGGCCUUGCCUCUAUUUAGUAGAGUAUGUUUUAUGCAUUUGGCUCCUUGCCCUGUACAACAUCUUGUUUUUGUGCUUCCUAUUUAUCUAUAUGCUGCAUGUAUGUACUGUAUGGCCAUAUUGGAGUUAUUUGAGCAGUCCAAGAGGUAUCAUUGGAGGUCAUUUUCAUUGAUGCUUUACAGGUCACAUUUCACUAUGUUUACAUUCCUGUCAUAAUUAUUUUUUGUACAGUUGAUGAGAACAAUUAACAGAGAAAAGUUGAUCAAAUUCAGAUUUGUAGCCAACACGUUAUUAACACACUGCUUGAAUUGAAGUAUGUUUAGUUAGUAAAAUGCUGUACAAUAAUUUCUCCCUGAAAGUAAAGAAGAUGACUCGUCAUUAGCAUGUCUGCUUCACAGUUUUGAAAUUAAAUUUUUGAAUCUUGGCUCUGGAAAUAGA